This is a messenger RNA of Plasmodium fragile, 4611 nucleotides long. RefSeq lists its product as uncharacterized. The record is from RefSeq and is a predicted model, not a curated record. Bases 1 to 4611 code for a protein of 1536 amino acids. Gene Ontology annotation, molecular function: zinc ion binding; metallocarboxypeptidase activity. NCBI's taxonomy places the organism in Eukaryota, Apicomplexa, Aconoidasida, Haemosporida, Plasmodiidae. Gene Ontology annotation, biological process: protein side chain deglutamylation; proteolysis. The transcript has a single exon.
AUGCUUAUUGAAGAUGAAGACAGUGGUAAUCGUCUUCAGCCUUUUGAUCAUCAUACUCCUGGCCCUGUUUAUUUAUUUCGUUAUUUAGGGGUCGCUGAGGAAUGUGGGCAGAACAAGGGACUGUUCUCUCAGGGCUUCGUUGAAGAGGGAAACAAAAGGAAGCAAAGUGAGGGGGAAUUUCCAAUUUGUAACAAUGACAACGAGGUGGUAAAGGAUGCCCCGGAAGGUAAUGAGGCAAAGUUCACGUCGAGCCUUACUGAAGGGGAGGGCAGGAGGAACAAUGUGCAUACAAGUGGUAGCAGCGGUGGAAGUGGUAGAAGGAGAUGCAACACCCUGGAGGCGAACCACCUGGAUCUGAUAUUUCACGAUUCGGUGAAGACCAUUUAUGAAGGCACCAAUGAUGCGCAUGUGGAAAUUCCUACCAUAAUGGGUAGUGGCAGAAAUGGGGGCGCACGAUGCCACCUGCAAAAGAAGAAGCAGGGGAGGCAAACAGACCACCUUGACGAUGUCGUCCCGGAAAGCAUUCAUAUAAAGGACAUUACGAACAAGGAGAACGUUCCACAAAGAAUUGAAAAUAUGAAAAAUUUUUUAAUGGAGCGGCUCGAAAGUGUGAACCAAAGGAACAAGCAGCUCUUUUUGCAGAGUAUGCGUAAUAUCAGUGAGAUCUUGAAUUAUAACUUUUUGUGUAUAAGUAAAAAUGGGCACGAGUUAGAUCCUGCUUCGUUCGCCUGGCAUGACUCUUUUGUGGGGCAUGUGCUGGGGGAGGCGUGGAAGGGACGGGCACACGCCUGCUUGGAGGGAGUCAACCAUGAGGGAAGUCAGAUUAAGACCUCCCCUCAUGUUGUUAAGCGUGGUAGAGUGUUUAUCCCAUGUGGGGUCAGUAAUGAUAACACAGGAGGGAGUACCUUAUUAAGAGGCGAUCGAAGUGUUGCAGAGAGGAAUGGACAGGAGGGAGAGGAAGACCAAGGGGAGGAAUUCACAUCCCCAUGCGCCGCCAAUGUGUAUGGGAAGCUGAAGAAUAUCACGUGUGUGGAGGAACCAGGGCUUAGGUACAAGUACGUGUACCCGCCAAAUUACAAGCCAGACGUCACAAAGGAAGUGAGGAAAGUGCCACAGGGAAACAUCCUGUUCAACUCCAAAUUUGAAAGCGCAAAUUUGCAGUACGUGUUGAAGGAAAAGAAUAAACAAGUGUAUUCGAUAUAUUUAAAUCACGACGUAAGAUCAAAUGAAAAGAAGAACCAAUGGUUCUACUUUAGCGCAAGUUAUAUACCAGACCUCUAUUACCACAGUCAUUAUUUUGAGGAAAAAAAAAAAAAAAAAAAAAAAAAAAAAAACGAACAAAGAUGUAUAAAUAAAAUUAUGAAUGAAAUCAAUAGACAUGUCUCUCUCGACAAUAAUGAAAAUUUGAAAGUUUCAUUUGAUUAUUCUGAUUUUUUUUUUGUUAAUAAUAUUAAGAAACUUGAGGAAGCUUUUUCUGUUAAAUUUAAAAUUGAGAAUAUGUCUAGGCCUUAUUUUUUAUACAAAGAAGGACACUCUCCUUUGGUGUUCUCUGAGUGUAGAAGCAUGAAGGAAAAUGUGCUGUGGGAGAGAGCAGCCUACAAUGUUUCAUACACGAGAAAUGACAACCCUAAAUAUUUUAAUUUAAAAACAAAUACAUUUGAAAAAUUACCUUACUGCACAUACACUUUGGAGUUUUCUUACGAUUUCCUUUACCCCUACGACACGGUCUAUUUUGCUAGCUCCUUUCCCUACUGCUACUCGUACCUUAUGCAUUACCUGGGGUUACUAAAGGGUUACGUGCACCGUGCGCAGGAGGAGAAGCAGGAUGCGAAGCAGAAGGAGGAGAACAAAAUUAAUUACCUGCAGGGCACCUUGUGCACCACGGCAUGUGGCCUCCCCUGCCCCGUUGUAGCCAUAACGAAUUACGAUAAGGGGGACGCAGAGACAGGGGGCGUGACAGUGGAAGCGGAAACGGGCGUGGCAAGGGAUGGGGACAGUCAUAACGCAGGUACCGUCAACACUGUGCAGAACUACGCGAGGUUAACUCACAUGGAGGCGUCACAUCGGAGCAGUGUACCCGCCGUGGAAAAUCCCAAGCUUCUAAACGCCGCCAGUGACACUCCGUGGCAGUGCUGCGGGGGACACACAUAUAUGGACGACGCCAAGUGCAUGUACAAUUUGUGCCAUCCUAGGGGGGCACCUCGUUGCAAGGAGGAGGAGGACGACGACCCCAGGCAAAGGAGCCCCCUCAAAUGUUCUAACUCAUUCAUGCGCCAAUUUGAGCUCCUCUUGGAGAGGCAUUCCAUGCAGCAUGUAACAACUGACGAUGGAAGGAGACUCCUGCGCGGGUCGACCAUGUCGCCUUGUUCAAUAAGUGGGUCUACCCAUGUGGUGAGUCCCUCCCCAGAGGGGGAAGAAAAAAAAACACCCCGCCAACCGCGAUGCGAAGAGAAGAAAAUCAUUUUUCUAACCGCACGAGUACACCCUGGUGAAACAAACGCCAGCUACGUCAUGCAUGGCUUCCUCUCCUUCAUCACAUCCGACAAUGCAUACGCAGAUGCGCUUCGUGAUAACUUCAUUUUCAUUGUCAUACCCAUGUUGAAUGUAGAUGGGGUGAUCCUAGGACACAACAGGCUCUGCGCAAAUGGGUUCGAUCUGAACAGGCAGUGGAAUAGGCCAAUAUAUUAUCUGCACCAAACAGUACACUCAGCUAAAUCACUCAUUAAAAAAAUAAACAGAAAUGGAAGAAUUGUCUUCUUUUGUGAUGUCCAUGGGCAUUCGAGAAAAUAUAAUUGUUUCUUAUUUGGUAACUCAGAUAGUAGGUCUCAUCUAAGGGGUAAAAAAUUAGCAGAAAUUUUUCCUCAGGUUUUAGGACCGUCACUCCCUUGGUUUUCCGCAGAAGAUACAAAAUUUAAAAGUGAGAAUAUAAACAGGGGAGUAGCAAGACAUGUGUGUGGAAGAGAGUUUUCAAUCGACUGCAGCUACACGUUUGAGGUGUCCCUCAUAGGGGUCAAGAUGCAACACCACUCCGAUGGGGGGAGCCCACCCCACGCGAUGCAAAUGAACGCAGCCAUUGGCGCGACCGCAAUGAACGAAGUGAGAGAAGCGCAAGAAGGAGAAGAACCUCCCACCGAUAACCCUGAACACGAGGACGAGUUUUUUUUUUAUAACGAGAAUGUCUUAAUGCUCACAGGAAUCAGUUUUGGAAUAAGUCUGUUCAAAUUUUUUAAUUUUGUGUCCCACCAUAAGGCAUUCAUAUCAGAUGGGGGGGACGUCGUCCAGGGAGAGGAGGCGACGACAAAUGAGAAUGACAGAAGGGAGAACGAAGAUGCAAAAUCGGAUAUCCCCCCUGCACGAUUUAAAAGUAGAUGUAGGGUGCAGCUUGGUGGCCUGUUACCAUGUCACAGGAGUGAAGUGACAAGAUCAGGAAGGAAGAAGAAAGGCGAGGUUGUGAAGGAGGCAUAUUUGAAGGAGGCCAAUUUGAACGAGUCCGUACCAUUGGGCACUGUCGCUGUGGAGCCUACGUCGCAAGUGAAGAGUGAACCGGUGCAACCAACUGCAUAUGUGAAAAGUCACCCUGAUGGGGGAUACCCUUUGAAAGGUGGUAGUCGGAGUGAUAGUAAGACUUAUGCGGUCAGCUGUGGCAGCGGAAAAUGUAACAAACGUGAGGGAGGAGGCGAGCGGCAGGUUAGAAAGCACGUCGCUAAAAGUGAUUCGAGCGCCGGGCAGGACCAGCGAGAUGUGAAGGUGAAGGGGCUAUCCAAUCGGAGGAAAGAAGCACAGGAUGACGUAAAAGAAAGUCAUGUGCAGGAGGGACACAAGGGGGGGAAGACUCACAACAGAGCAGCUGCUAGGAAGGCACCAACGCGUUCAAUGAAGAAAAAGCAGUGGGUAAAACUGCUCCCAAGUAAGAACCUUUUUUUUCGUUCCAUAGGUGCGAAAAUAUAUACCGGAUCACAUGACAAGCGAGGGUCAUUUGUAAAGAGGUGCCUCGACGGAACUGGCGGCAGUGCAGUGAAGCAGGAACGGCGUGGCACUUUGUCCAGUGGAGCGAAUUGCAGAACUAGACAUAGAAUAAAGCACCCCUGCUUAGAGGAGCACGUGGACGUAUGUGAACCAUUACAACCCCACGGUUACGACCCCCGACUUGGAGGAAAAAAAAAAAGAUUCGCAGGACACCCCAGCGGGAAGUGUCCCCGUCAGAGGAAGAGGCCACUUCGAAUUACCAGGAGAAAGCUGGUGAUGAUUAAAAGAGUGAACUUUGUGAAGGGGAGAAAAGCAAAUAGUAGUCCUCAAGCGAUGCACACAAAGAAGGAGGGGAAAAAAGUUGGUUUGAGUUUGAACCAUGGAGGACUAAAACGGGAGUAUGUUAUUUGCUUAAAAAGGAAAAAGCUGAAAGGGGGGUUGGGAUUAAUCAAGUUGUUCAGACGGAAAGUGAAGCCAUCGAGUGUCGCGCGCGCGUCACAUGGUGUAGUGGGAGAAGCGGUACCAUUUCUUGGAGGCUCCAUCAAGGGAGACACGAGGACAAAAAGAAAAAGAAAAAAAAAAAGAGAUUCAGGAAAAGGCGUAUCUUCCGUGAGCACGGUUGUGAAUGAGAAGCGAGAGGGGUAA